Messenger RNA from Mandrillus leucophaeus (drill), 617 nucleotides. It is a transcript of the gene TNP2, whose product is annotated as transition protein 2 (during histone to protamine replacement). The transcript is spliced from 2 exons. The coding region runs from base 36 to 461 and encodes 141 amino acids. NCBI's taxonomy places the organism in Eukaryota, Metazoa, Chordata, Mammalia, Primates, Cercopithecidae. Gene Ontology annotation, biological process: penetration of zona pellucida; spermatogenesis; acrosome reaction. Gene Ontology annotation, cellular component: nucleosome; nucleus. Gene Ontology annotation, molecular function: DNA binding; zinc ion binding. The record is from RefSeq and is a predicted model, not a curated record.
AGGAGGAGGCCCUGCCUCUCCAAACGUGGCCUCCUAUGGACACCAAGACUCACAGCCUUCCUAUCACCCACACCCAGCUCCACAGCAACUCUCGGCCCCAAAGCCGCAGCCACUGCACCUGCACCCACCACUGCCAGACCUUCAGCCAGAGUUGCAGAGAGAGCCAGCGUGGCAGCCGGAGCCGGAGUUCCAGACAGAGCCCGGCUACCCACCAGAACCCAACCGGAGCCCACAGCUCAUCCGGCUGCCAGAGCCAGAGUCCCAAUGCCAGCCCACCACCAAAGCGCCACAAAAAGACCAUGAACUCCCACCACUCUCCCACGCGGCCCACCAUCCUGCACAGCAGCUGCCCCAAGAACAGAAAGAACUUGGAAGGCAAGCUGAACAAGAAAAAAAUGGCCAAGAGGAUCCAGCAGGUGCACAAAACCCAGAAGCGGAGCUCAGGACGGAAAUCCAACUAAUGACACUGCACUCCUUGGCUUGUUCCUGCGUGUUUCACCCAAAUGAGAAAUGCUAUCAUGCAUAGAAUGCUAGGAUGAAGUCAAUCUUCUUGCAGGAACAUGUUACUAUGGUGAUUUCUACGCAACACUAAUUAAAGCUUGUACCCUGGAAGACUA